UCCGUUUUUAGUUUUUUCUACUCGUCUUAUCUAUCUACACACACAAAUUAACACGUGUCACCCAUGCUCUUCACUCACAAAACGCCGUCGUUUUUACUCUGAUUUUUAUUUUUCCUCAUUCUCAUUUCUCUGUUUCAAGCUCAAACUUCACUUCCCUUCACUAGUCACUACCGAAACUUCAGACGGAAACGAUAAUGGUGGUUUUCGGUGGGAAAAAGGUUCAUCAAAUCGUCACCGGCUUAGGCGGAAGCGGCCUUGGCCAGCUCGCCGUCGCCGUUGCUGUCUCUUUCCUUGUUCGUAUCUUCUCUGCACCCGGUCCCGCUCUCUUACCGGAAAACGACGUCGACGACGAUGUUCCAAUCAACGACGGUGAAACUCCUCCUUCCACCGGAAAGGUUACCCCGGUCACAAUCCGUUGGAACAAUAUUAAUUGUUCACUUUCUGAUAAAUCCUCCAAGUCCGUGAGAUUUUUGCUUAAAAAUCUGAGUGGAGAAGCAAAACCGGGAAGAUUAUUAGCAAUAAUGGGACCUUCAGGUUCAGGGAAGACAACAUUGCUCAAUGUUCUUGCUGGUCAGCUAUCAGCGUCACCUCGGCUUCAUUUGAGUGGCCUUUUGGAGUUCAAUGGAAAGCCUAGUUCCAGAAACGCUUACAAGUUUGCUUAUGUGAGACAGGAGGAUCUCUUCUUCUCACAGCUUACUGUGAGGGAAACGUUGUCUCUUGCUAUAGAAUUACAGCUUCACAACAUAUCUUCUGCCGAAGAGAGGGAUGAAUAUGUCAACAAUCUCCUUUUCAAAACAGGCCUGGUCAGCUGUGCUGAUACUAAUGUUGGUGAUGCAAAAGUUCGUGGAAUCAGCGGUGGAGAAAAGAAACGUCUAUCUUUGGCAUGUGAACUGCUUGCAAGCCCAUCUGUUAUAUUUGCUGAUGAACCCACAACAGGACUUGAUGCCUUCCAGGCUGAGAAGGUUAUGGAAACUCUCCGACAACUUGCACUCGAUGGUCAUACUGUAAUAUGCUCUAUACAUCAGCCAAGAGGAUCAGUGUACAGCAAAUUCGACGACAUUGUCUUGCUAACUGAUGGUUCACUUGUUUAUGCUGGUCCUGCUGGUGAUGAACCAUUGACGUACUUCUCAAAAUUCGGGUACCACUGCCCAGAUCAUGUUAAUCCUGCAGAAUUUUUGGCCGAUCUUAUAUCCAUAGACUACAGUUCUUCUGACAGUGUCUAUUCCUCUCAAAAAAGGACCAAUGGGCUUGUUGAGUCAUUCUCACUAAGACAAUCUACAAUAAUAUAUGCUACUCCAAUUACUCUAGAUGACCUCUCGAAAAGUAGAAAGAGAAUCAGCAAGAGGAGUGUAGCAAAAACGAAAGGGGGCUGGUGGAAGCAAUUUCGGUUGCUUCUUAGACGGGCAUGGAUGCAGGCUUCCCGUGAUGCACCUACCAACAAAGUUCGGUCAAGGAUGUCAAUUGCAUCAGCAGUUAUCUUUGGUUCAGUUUUUUGGAGAAUGGGAAAAUCUCAGACUUCAAUACAAGACAGAAUGGGAUUGCUUCAGGUUGCUGCUAUAAACACAGCUAUGGCUGCUCUCACUAAGACUGUAGGCGUGUUUCCGAAGGAACGGUCAAUUGUUGAUAGAGAACGUUCUAAAGGCUCCUAUUCCUUGGGUCCCUAUCUGUUUUCAAAACUAUUGGCUGAGGCUCCCAUUGGAGCAGCAUUUCCAUUAAUGUUUGGUGCUGUUUUAUACCCAAUGGCACGUCUCCAUCCCACUUUGAUGAGAUUUGGGAAAUUCUGUGGAAUCGUUACUGCAGAAUCCUUUGCUGCAUCUGCGAUGGGUCUUACUGUUGGUGCUAUGGUUCCAACCACUGAAGCAGCAAUGGCAGUAGGCCCCUCUCUUAUGACAGUAUUUAUAGUAUUUGGUGGCUACUAUGUCAACCCUGAGAAUACCCCAAUCAUCUUCCGCUGGAUUCCUAGUGUUUCUCUGAUUAGAUGGGCCUUUCAAGGACUUUGCAUCAAUGAAUUCCGUGGUCUUCAAUUUGAUCAUCAGCAUUCAUUUGAUAUUCAAACUGGAGAGCAGGCACUAGAACGUCUUUCCUUUGGAAAAAGUACAAUUAGGGAUACACUGCUAGCGCAAAAUAGAAUAUUGUUAUUUUGGUAUUGUACCACCUACCUUCUCCUUGAGAAAAACAAGCCCAAAUACCAGCAACUUGAAACAACCCCUCCUGACCACAGUAAACCACAUUUAAAACUCGAGGAGUUAAAUCCUGAACAAGUUGAUCAGACACAUGAAGCACCAGAGGUCAGCCAAGUUGGUUCGGACGAGCCGCUUGAGUCACCUGAAUUAGACCCUGUUGGCUCAUUUAUCCUAGAAGGUGCUCAGUAGAGUGAUAUCUUUGCAAAGGAUGACCUGCAAUUACUGAGAAGUGAGCCUUCUCCUAUAGAACAAGACCACAAUCACUGAUUUCCACGAUGUCAUUAUCGGACAUUCAAAAAAUAAUAAUCAUAAAGCUUAUGAUAUCAGAUUUUUAGCUGGCUGUAAUAUCAAACAGUGACAGUGGAUCAUUUUAAGCAGUUUCAUGUUUGGUUCAUUUAGAUAAAGCAACUAUUUUUUAUUCAGUGAUAGGAGUAUGUGGAAAUCGUCUACGUAAAGAGUUUUUUUCUUGAUUGUGAAUAGUGCUAUGACGAAUGAUGUCUGAAAAUUGAAGCAGGCAGGUUAUUUUUAAUUGACCUAGUGGACACUAAACCUUCUAGACUU
Medicago truncatula (barrel medic) is the source of this 2744-nucleotide messenger RNA. Its product is annotated as ABC transporter G family member 7. The record is from RefSeq and is a predicted model, not a curated record. Bases 195 to 2372 code for a protein of 725 amino acids. NCBI's taxonomy places the organism in Eukaryota, Viridiplantae, Streptophyta, Magnoliopsida, Fabales, Fabaceae. Gene Ontology annotation, cellular component: membrane. The transcript is spliced from 12 exons. Gene Ontology annotation, molecular function: ABC-type transporter activity; ATP binding; ATP hydrolysis activity. Gene Ontology annotation, biological process: transmembrane transport.